CAAUUUGUGAGGCAGAAGCACAGGUCACAUGAGUAGUAUCGCAGUGGAAUGAAAGGGAAUUACAGAGGCGUGAGAGAGGUGAUUCCCCAGGUGGAUUGGAGGAUGCUGGUGGAGAUGACGUCAGAGCAGAAAUGGCUGACGUUUCUGGGAAUAGUUCAUAAUGUACAGGAUAGAUAUGUCCCACAGACGUAGUUCUCAAACAGCGGGGCUAGGCUAUCGUGGCUGACAAAGGAAGUUAAGGACUGUAUAAAAGCAUAUAAGGUAUUAAAAGUGAACAGUAGGUUGGAUAUUGGGUAGCUUUUAAUAUCCAACAACAGGAAAAUUUAAAACAAAAGCUAUAAGGGGAAAGGUGAAAUAUGACAGCAAACUAUACAAUAAUAUAAACCAGUUAUAAAAUAUACGAAAGGGAGGCGAGAGUUGAUAUUGGACCACUGGAAAAUGAUGCUCAUGGGGUACAAAUGGGGAAGAGAUGGUAGAUGAACUUGAUAGGUACUUUGCAUCCGUCUUGUCCGUGGAAGACACCACCAGUGUGCCAGAGAUCCAGGAGUGUCAGGGAACAGGAGUGAGUGCCAUUGCUAUUACAAAGGAAAACGUUUGAGGCAAACACAGGUUCUUGAAGUGGAUAAGUCACCUGGACCAGAUGGAUUACAUCCCAGAGUCCUGAGAGAGGUUGCUGGAGAGAUAACAGAUUCAUUGGUCAUGACACGUCAAGAAUCACUUGAUUCUGGCAUGGUCCCGGAGGACAGGAAGAUUGCAAAUGCCAAUCCACUCUUUGAGAAGGGAGGAAGGCAAAGUAAAGCAAAUUAUAGUCCAGUUAGCCUAAUCUCAGUGGCUGGGAAAGUGUGGAGUCAUGAUAACAGUUGAGGUUUUGGUGUACUAGGAGACUAAUGAUAUAAUGUCAAAGCCAGCAUAAGUUCUAUACAGGGAAAUCUUGCCUGACAAGUCUGUUACAGAUCUUCGAGGAAGUCAUAAGCAGGAUGGACAAACGAGAGGCAGUGGAUAUCAUUUACGUGGAUUUUCAGAAAGCAUCUGAUAAGGUGACACACAUGAAACUGCUUAACAGGAUAAAAGUCAGAAGUAAUACUGGCAUGGACAGAGGAAUGGCUGACAGCCAAGAGGCAGCGAGUGGGAAUAAAAGGGGCCUUUUUCUGGUUGGCCAGCAGUGAUUAGUGGUCUUCAGGGGUCAGUAUUCGGACCGCUACUUCUCACAUAGUUUGUCAAUGACUUGGAUAAUGGAACUGAUGGGGUUGUGUGGCUCAGACUGUGGGAAGAGAUUCACCACAUCAUCUCACCUAGUGACUCACCAGUCAGUUCACACUGCAGUGAGGGAUUUCAUCUGUUCAGUCUGUGGGAAGAGAUUCACUCAGUCAUCUAACCUACAGAGACACCCGCAAGUUCACACUGGGGAGAAGCUGUUCACCUGCCCAGACUGUGGGAAAGGAUUCACUCGAUCAUUCAACCUACAGAGUCACCAGCGAGUUCACACUGGGGAGUGGCUGUUCACUUGCUCAGACUGUGGGAAUGGAUUCACUCGAUCAUUCAACUUACAGUGACACCAGUGAGUUCACAGUGGGAAGCGGCUGUUCACCUACUCAGACUGUGGGAAGGGAUUCACUCAAUAAUCUAACCUUGUAACACACGACUGGGUUAACAUUGGGGAGAAAGUUCCAAGAAGCUGCAGGCUGGAUAUUAGUCCAUCCCCAUUGCUGAAUGCAAUUUCAGGAGUGACUGGGGGAGCCUAGUACAAGAGGGCAUGACUUAAGGUUUGCAGGGCGCCCAUGCAGAACAGAGAUGUGGAGAAUUUUUUUUAGUCAGAGGGUGGUGAAUCUGUGGCAUUUUUUUGCCACGGGCAGCAGUGGAGGCCAAGUCAUUGAGUGUGUUUAAGGCAGAGAUUGAUAGGUAUCUGAGUAGUCAGGGCAUCAAAGUUUAUGGUGAGAAGGCGGGGGAAUGGGACUAAAGGGCAGAUUGGAUCAGCUCAUGAUGAAAUGGUGUAGCAGACUCGAUGGGCCAAAUGGCCGAUUCUGAUCCUGUGUCUUGUGGUCAUAUGUGAUUUUUUUUCUCAUGUGCGUUAUUCUUCUUCCUCCUUCUGUCCAAGGUAGUGUUAAUCUAGGUGGGUUUGAAUGUAAAUAGACUUUUCUAAACUUGUCAUUUCUGUUCUUACUUAUCUUUGUAAAUUUUAUGAUCGA
This is a messenger RNA of Hypanus sabinus (Atlantic stingray), 2186 nucleotides long. RefSeq names its product oocyte zinc finger protein XlCOF26-like. The transcript has a single exon. The record is from RefSeq and is a predicted model, not a curated record. Gene Ontology annotation, molecular function: RNA polymerase II cis-regulatory region sequence-specific DNA binding; DNA-binding transcription factor activity. Lineage: Eukaryota; Metazoa; Chordata; Chondrichthyes; Myliobatiformes; Dasyatidae. Gene Ontology annotation, biological process: regulation of transcription by RNA polymerase II. The coding region runs from base 1221 to 1553 and encodes 110 amino acids.